AGCUAUUGACUGAAUUGCUAGAAGACUGUAGAGAAACCGCCGACGAGGGAAGGAUUAUGAUAGCGAACGCCCAGUUGGCUGAGGCCAGGGGUGAUAUCGACGCGGCGUUGACUUUAUUGCGAGACAUUAGACAAGAACAGGGCGACCACUUCGUCCGCUCCCGUGAACUCAUGGCUGCGAUGUAUCUCAAGCAUAGAAAAGAUCGGCGCCUAUACGCCGGCUGUUACAGAGAAAUUCUUGAUAAAAAGCCAACGACUCAAUCAUUCCUAAUGCUCGGCGACGCAUAUAUGCAUAUUCUUGAGCCGGAGCGGGCGAUAGAGAUAUACGAACAGGCGUUGAAGAAGAACCCCAAAGACUGGGUCCUCACCAGAAAAGUUGGACAGGCGUUGAUUAAAACACAUUUUUACGAAAAGGCCGUCACGUAUUAUAAGGCGGCCAUUAAGACUAGUGGUCAAAAUGCGUUUCGAUACGACCUAGCUCAUCUACUAUGGCGUUUGAAGAGAUUUAGUGAAUCGCAGGCUAUUAUCACAAAUGCUUUGGAGAUAUCGCAGACUCAAGAUUUGCAAACACUGGAGUGGGAGGUGAAACUGGUCAAUUUGUUGGGUCAGGUGCAGCUCAACACUGACAAUAAAGACACAGCUAUUGCUACCUUAAAACGGGCGCAUCAGACAAACCAAAAGUUUGUUUCAUAU
This is a messenger RNA of Medioppia subpectinata, 692 nucleotides long. The record is from the annotation of a GenBank genome assembly. NCBI's taxonomy places the organism in Eukaryota, Metazoa, Arthropoda, Arachnida, Sarcoptiformes, Oppiidae.